This is a messenger RNA of Didymosphaeria variabile, 534 nucleotides long. RefSeq lists its product as uncharacterized. The record is from RefSeq and is a predicted model, not a curated record. Gene Ontology annotation, cellular component: extracellular region. The coding region runs from base 1 to 534 and encodes 177 amino acids. Lineage: Eukaryota; Fungi; Ascomycota; Dothideomycetes; Pleosporales; Didymosphaeriaceae. Gene Ontology annotation, molecular function: hydrolase activity. The transcript is spliced from 2 exons.
AUGGAGGUCGACUAUGCGCUUUCAACGUACUCUGCCGAUGCCGCUCGCGUCUACGUAGUCGGCACAUCGUCGGGAGCGAUGAUGGGCAACGUGCUCGCCGCUGUAUAUCCCGACGUUUUCGCCGCUGUCUCCGUGUACUCUGGGGAUGCAGCCGGCUGCAUGGCGGUGCCAGAUGGCACGCCGCCGAAUCCGUACGAUCCCUGCGGCUUGGGCAGGAUUGUCAAAACGCCGCAGCAGUGGGGCGACAUCGUGCGUGGAUAUAAUCCUGGCUUUGCGGGGCCGUGGCCGAGAAUGCAAAUCUGGCAUGGGACAAGCGACGCUACUGUUGUGUACCAGAAUUUCAUCGAGGAGUUGAAAGAGUGGAGUAAUGUGCAUGCUGUCAGUUUUGCGAAGAAUUCGACAAAUACGCCGCAGGCUGGUUAUACUCGGAUGACUUACGGAGAUGGGACGAAGUUGACUGGGUAUAGUGCUCUGGGUGUGGGCCAUACCGUUCCUGUUCACCCAGCCGAAGCUUUGAGCUUCUUCACGCUGUGA